AUGGGUCAGGACGACCACACAUGCUUUGCGACGAUUUUCGACGCCGACGUGGCGGUUAUCCCACUGAUAUCGAGGACCUCGAUCCGGCACGCCGACCCGCAGACAGUGAAGGAGUGGCACCGCGACGAGGCGAUCCGCGUGCUGAAGUUUUUCCGGACCGCUGUUCUGGCCGAGCUGCGGCGCGAGGGUAGGAAAUGGGAGUGGGCGAAGCCGUCCGAAGACGAGGUGCAGGAGAGGCUCGCCGACUGCGACGAACCCCUUCGAGAUAAAAUUCCCGAUACCGUCCGGGACUCGGACGCGGGCUCCGGCCUGCUAGCAAUGAGCGCGUUGAUCUGGGUUGUGAGGCGGUUCCAGCGCCUGACCGGCGACCUCCGUCGCAUUGCCACCAGCAUGGACAAGCCCACCGUCUCGGGGUUGAAGGCGCUGCGGAACGAGAUGGUAGCCCUCAUCAAGAAGCAAGUCCCGCUCAUACGGUCGGGGAAAACCGUUGUUGCUGCCGACGCCUGUGACGACGACGGCGAGGAAGUCCAUUCUGCAUCCGUACCAGUAGGGGUCGCCCCGAACGUCGCUGAUGCGCGUGGCAAGUCGGGAGUCGGCGUCGACGAGGCCGAUGCGGCCGCAGGAAAGGGGGUGACCGGGACCGAGGUUGUUCACGGGGAUGAUGAUGGGGUCCAGGAUCGCGAGGAGGAACGUGAGGGUGAGGGGGGCUCGGAGGAGUCGUCGGGGUCGAUGUCGGGGUCGAGGUCGGGGUCGGGAUCGGGCUCGGAGUCGAAGUCGGAGGAGGAGCAGGAGCAGGAGACGCAGGAGCACGAGAGGCAGCACCAGGAGGAGCAGUUGGUAGAGGUGGAGGACGUGGAAAUGGCGGAGGGGUACGUUGUCGGAGGAGCGGAGGGGUACGUUGUCGGAGGAGCGGAGGAAACGGGUGGGAGAUCGGCGGAUGUCGAGAACGACGAAGGGGAGGGGAAGGGUGCGACAGCGAAUAUCGGCGAGGUCGGCGUGGAGGCGGCUCACGGAGGUGGUGGCAUGGUCGAGGUCGGUGAAGGGGAUAACGCCGCGGUCCCGGAGCAGAGGGGCGUGGAUGUGCAUACCGAUGCCACCGCGGAGAAGGCCGGCGGGGAGCGGUCUAGGAGGAAGAAGGCGGCGAGCGGUCAUCCCGGUUCCACCGCGGCUGGGCGGCAGGCGCGGCUGGACGUCGUCGAUCAGCUGAGGGCGGAGAACAGGCGAUUGCGUGCAGACAAUGCACUCCUUGAACGGCGGCUCGGUGAGCAGACGGGGCGGGUCGACAGCUUGGCGGCGGCAUUAGCUGGGCUCCUCGAGAAGUUGAAGGGUUUGACCGCCCAGGUCGCCGACACCGACCGGAAAUCGGAGGAGCGCCUCAAAGAGGCCACGUUGACCAUGGCGACCACAAUCACCGAGGGCCUCACCGACAACAUGGACAGCGCCAUUCAAUCGGCCAAGUCCUUCGCCGAGCUAGCGAGGCAGACGCUGCUGGAUCUUGACGACCCCAAGGGACGAGCGGCGGUCGCACGCGCGACCGCGGUGAAGACAGUGACCGAGCACGUGACGGCGGAGGUGGGCGAGGCGAGGAAGGGGUUGGAGGAGUCGUUCAUCAAAUACAUCGGCGCCGCGCAGACCAACAUUGCCGCCGCCGUCGCGCCCCGCCUAGUCCAGCCGCCGCCGCCUACCGGCCCAGCGCAGGCCUUGCCGGAAGAUUUCCUGAAGUCUUUCAAGGAGGACGUGCUGAAGGCGGUGACGGAGACCACGCAGCAGUCCUUCCUCGCCUCCGGACUGAAGAUUAUGGCCGAGGUCGUCGGCACGGUGGCGUAUGCUCGGCGUGGGUCGUCGCCGUCGGCAAACGACGCCGGCCAAGCGCAACCAACGGAGGGCUUGAAGCUGGGUCACAAGAGGCGGGGAGGCGGCGGGGGGGGCGACGGGGACAAUUCGGCGAACACGAAGCGGAGCAAGGGAGGCGGGGGGUCUGGCGGCGGUGGGAGCAUGGGAGCCGGCGACGGCAGUUCGUUGAAGCAGUCGGGGAAGAGCGUGGUCGACAUCCUCAGGAAGCACUGGGCUCAGGUUGGAGCGGCCAGCACGGGCCAUGGUGGUGGGGGUCCCGCCGACGAGCAUGCCACUGAUGACGCACUGCCAAUGGCUCCGCCUUCGGUCGGCGUUAAGCCACCACGACAGGGUAGCGGUGUGAAAGGCCUGCGCGACAAGGAGAAGGCCGCCGCCAAAACGGCCCCAGGCGGGUCCGCGAAAGCUGGCCAGGGCCCGAAGACGGGGGUUGCGGAGGCGUCAGCGGUUCCUCACCAGUCUCCCGCGGGUGCACGCCAUCCGACCGGACCGUCUGCCGGGCGACCUACCGACGUCCCGCGCCAUGCCGACGUACCGUCUGCCGACAAGGUUGGCCGCGCGGGAAAAGGGGCGGCAGUUGCGGACGCGCUCAAGGAGCAGCUCAGGCUCCUAGCCGGCCACAGGGCUGUUCAACAGGCCCCCCCUGGUGUCGACGUCCCAUCGGCCAGUGGGCCACGUGUAGUGCCGGUCGUCGCCGCCCGUACUCCUGCAGACCCAAAGUCCGCGUUGUUGCGCGCCCAGCUGGGCGCACUAGCGUCGACUGAGAGGACUCAGCAGGCUUCUGGCUCUGGCUCUAAGCCGUCGUCGGCGAAUGUCGCACCACCCACCCAUGUGGCAGCUGAUGUGGAGAAGGCGGCGGAGAAGGGCGUUCGUGCCGCGCUUGCCACCGGCGGCGGCGCCGUUGAGGAGGUCCCCGCAGACGCUGAUAUCGCUGCCAUACAGGCCCAUCUGGAUGCAGCCAAUCCCCGAACCCUGGCCAUCUCCGACACGGAACAUGUGGAGCCUUCGGCGGGACUCGUCGGCAUCGCGGCAGAGCCUAGUGCGACCGGUGAUGCGGUCGGUGAGGGAAAGUCGAAACGGAAGGGGAAGGCGGGCUCACAGAGGAAGACGCGGGAGAAGUCGGAGGUGAAGGCGGCGGAUAAACAGAAGGGGAUGGCGGCGGAGACGGCGGCGGACAAAGAUCGAGGCGGCAUUGGGGAGGUUGAAGGGAAAGGGGAGAAUCAGAAGUCGCCCGGCGAGGGUACGUCGACGGGGAGGAAGGGGAAGGACAAGUCGGUCGGAGAAGGUGCGUCGACCGGGAGAAAGGGGAAGGAGAAGGCGGUCGGCGAGGGUUCCUCGAAGGGGAGAAAGGGAAAGAGGAAGGCGGAGGAGGAGGAUGAGGAUGUCGAGGAGGUGGAGGAGGUCGAGCAGGAGGAAGAGGAGGAGGAGGAGGAGGAGGAGGAGGAGGGGAAGGGCAAGGAGAGGAGGGGUCAUGGCAUCCGACACGAUACCUCGGGCGACAAGCAAGGGUGGGUCGGCGAGAUUAAGGUGCACGGCAUCAAUCGAUACAUCGGCAAGUCGCGGGACAAGAUGGAGCUCGCGUACGUUCACUCCAUCGCGUACGUCGUCUACGACGGUUUCGUGAGCAAGGUGCUCAUGACCGAGCUCACCGGCUUGGACAGCGCCGAAUUGGAGAGGUGGAAGGAGGUGUGGGAGGAGGUCAGGAUCUUGCCGACAGGGAUGUGGACGGUGAUGUGGGCCCGGGGUACGCUCCUUCCAAAGACACGGCUGACGGAGAUCCUCGACGCGUAUCGCCAUUACAAGUCCACAGGCGAUUGUCUCCACGCCGCGCUCCUGCCAGCGAUAUGGUACCCAGUCGAUGCUAGCACCGAGGAAGGCCGGGAGAAGUCGGCGUCCAUGAUGUCGGCGAUGAUAGGCCGCGUGUCAAUGUGCGCUGCAUAUGGGAAGACCGCUGCGGCAGCGGCGAAGAAGGAGGGAGACAAGGAGGAGAAGACGGAUAUGGCGGCAUGGGCGUUAGCAGCAUCCGCAUGCGCUGUGUGGUGCUUCGUCGAGAACGGCGAUGCCCAGCUGGCGGAUGCUGUGGAAGAAGGGAAGUCGGCGGCGAUCAUCGGCGGAGCGAGCCAGGCGACCGCCGAUGUAUUCGGAAAAGUCAUGGAGGCGGUGCUGAAAGCCGAGAUGAACAGGGACCGCCCCUUGGGAGAGGUUGCCUACAACGUCGCGCCAGCACUCCAGAGGACCGCCCUUGAUAAGGUAUAUCCGGGGGGGAAUGCUGGAGUAGAUGCCGACGUUAUCGCUAGAGCGACGGUUGAGACGAUGGCGUUUUGGGGAAUGUGCCCCGUCGCCGGGCCGAAACUAAGAGCGAGGGACAUCGCGGUGCCGAUUGACGCGCAGAUGAAGGCCGAUCUUGACAACAGGGGGAGGAAGGGUCUGAGGGGCAAGAAGGGGACGAAGACCAAGGGCGGCACGGAGAAGGUCAAGAAGUCGAAGAAGGACAGCACGACGGCCUAG
Molecule: messenger RNA, 4359 nt
Organism: Closterium sp. NIES-65
Lineage: Eukaryota; Viridiplantae; Streptophyta; Zygnematophyceae; Desmidiales; Closteriaceae
Source: the annotation of a GenBank genome assembly